This is a messenger RNA of Malassezia sympodialis ATCC 42132, 735 nucleotides long. NCBI's taxonomy places the organism in Eukaryota, Fungi, Basidiomycota, Malasseziomycetes, Malasseziales, Malasseziaceae. The record is from the annotation of a RefSeq genome assembly.
CUCACCAAUGUAUCCAUUAUUCGCUUAAAAAAAGGAGGGAAACGCUUUGAAGUACGUUCCAUUGCACUAACACAGAUUGCAUGCUACAAGAACAAGGUAAAAGAGUGGCGCUCAGGAGAUUUGGAUGAGGUAGUCCAAAUUGAAAGUGUGUUCCUGAAUGUGUCAAAAGGACAGGUGGCUUCGAAUGAAGAUCUUAAGAAGGCUUUCGGUACGACGGAUGCAAAGGAAGCACUACUUGAGAUUUUGAAAAAAGGCGAACUGCAGGUGGGCGAGAAGGAGCGUAGCCACGAGCUGUCGAACCUAUGGGUAGAAAUUGCUACCAUUGUGGCGCAAAAGUGUAUUGAACCAAGCAGCCAGAAACCCUACACGGUGGGCAUGAUCGAAAAAGCGAUGAAAGAUGCGCACUAUAGUGUAAAGCCCUCUAAAUCUGCCAAAAUUCAAGCACUCGAAGUAAUCAAGCUUUUACAGUCGAAGGAGAUCAUCCCGUUGGAGCGUGCACAAAUGCGUGUCAGUGUCACUAUGGCGGCGAGAGAGGGAAAGCGACUUAAGGAUAAAAUCUUGCCCCUCUUUUCUCAUAUUGAGGAGGAAGAAUGGGAUGACUCCUGGGAAAUUGUGGGUACAAUCGACCCCGGAUCGUUACGUCAAAUCAAUACACUUUUCGAAACGGAGGUCAAAGGCGAGGGUGGCGUCGAGACUUUAACAUUUUCUACUGUGAAUAAUGAUGACGAUGAAUGA